Oncorhynchus mykiss (rainbow trout) is the source of this 3683-nucleotide messenger RNA. RefSeq names its product BCL2 like 13 (gene bcl2l13). Lineage: Eukaryota; Metazoa; Chordata; Actinopteri; Salmoniformes; Salmonidae. Gene Ontology annotation, biological process: apoptotic process; regulation of apoptotic process. Gene Ontology annotation, cellular component: mitochondrion; membrane. The record is from RefSeq and is a predicted model, not a curated record.
CAUGUCGUCCGCAUGAUGGCUGCCCAGUCCCUACAUUGGACACGUUUUGUGGGCUUUGGUUGGAAAGGGUCGAGAUAAAACACACACGGCGUACCCUGCUGACAACUGGUUUGCGGCUGCUGGUACUAGUGUGGGGAGCGUGUUUCACGUGUUGCUUCUCAACACGCAGCAAAACGUCGUCCGGACCGAAUUUGCCUCUGGAAACGGGAGUUUGAACUUUUUCCACAUUUGACUGCAUGUGCCUGAGAGUCUGACGCUGCAUCUCUUCAAUGGCUGCCUCGUGCUCUUCCUCCACCUCUGUGCCUGAGGGUUUCCACUACGAGACCAAGUACAUCGUCCUCAACUACCUGGGACUCCUGCCCCCCUCCCGGCUGCAGGCCACCGCUGGCGGAGGAGAUGGCCAUUAUGCUGUGGACAGAGAGAGGAACAGAGUAAUGAAGGCACAGAUAGAGGAAGAGCUGAAGCAACUGGAAGAUGAGGUCUCAGACUCCUUCUCCAGUACAGGCUUCGACUGCCAUACAUCUCCAGUGUUUAGCCCAGCCAACCCAGAGAGCUCCAUCGAGGACUGCCUGGCUGUUCUGGGUGACCGGGUGGCCAGAGACCUGGACACACACCUGGCCUCUACUGUACACACACUCCUCAGUGCCCCGCUGGACUACGAGCAUUUCAGAGAAGCAGCACAAGACAUCUCCUGCCACACGCAGAGUGGCUGGAGCAAGGUGCUGGUGCCAUUGGUGCUGCUGCAGGCCCUUCAGGGAGAAGGACAGAUCCUGGCCCACCUGCUACCUCUGGGGGUCCGUUUCCUGGAGGAGGCUGAGGCAGACUACAUCAUCCAGCAGGGAGGAUGGGGUACAGUGUUUAGCCUGGAGGAAGAGGAGGAGCAGGGCGUGACCAUAGCCGAGGACAGCAACGACAUCUACAUCCUGUCUGGAGAACAGCUUCCUGGCCAGCUCAGUCCCCCCGCGUCACUGCUGGGCACCGGAGACAGCAGUGGGCCGGGCAGCUGGCAGACAGAGAGCUUACCCGUGUCUCUGGCAGGCAACGAUUCCUGGGCACAGGUGAGCAUGAUGGACCACCCCGAAGAUGUUAAGAGUCUGGACAGCAACGAGGGCACCCUGGCUGAGGAGCGCAGUGAGAACAACUCCUCCAACUCUGACAUUGUGCACGUGGAGCGAGAGGACGCAGAGGAGGGUGAGGCCGGGGCCGAGUUGCAGGAGAGCAUGCUGAGUGUGCUGGGGACGGAGAGCGAGCUGGCUGAGCUGAGGGCGGAGUUUAGGGAUGACACCCCGCUUCCUGUCCCAGCAGCCCCAGUGCCGGUGGUGGUAUAUCUGGAGGAGCCGGUCAUCAUAGAGACGCCUGCUCCCCUUUCGGCGGUUCUAUCAGAGCUGCAUUCGUCUGUCCCCGUGUCAGAGCCCGAGCCCUCUGCUCCAGACCCUAUGAUUGAGCCUGAGCCUGCCCCUGUUGUGGAGGCAGCACCACCAUCCCCCGCCAAGGCACCCUCUACUCCCCCAUCAGCAAAGCCAGUUCUAGAACCAGAGCCUGUUCCAGAGCCAGUCGCAGCACCGCCAGAGCCAGAGGAGUCCCAGCCUGAACCUCAGUCAGAGACUGUGCUGGAGACGGCUGCAGCGCCCCUCCUGGAGGCACUCCCAGCUCCUGUGGCCCCAGCCGAGGAGCCCCCGGUGCAGACGGAACCAGAACCCAAGUCAGAGAUCCCAGUGCUGCUGUAUGGUGGAGCUGCUCUGGUGGCUCUAGCUGCUGUGGUGACCUGGGGAGUCAUGACCCACCGGAAGAAGUAGCCUAGCAGUGCUCCUGAACCGGGUUGCAGACCUCACCACCUCCCUGGUCCCUGCUGCUAGCAGUGCUCCUGAACCGGGUUGCAGACCUCACCUCCUCCCUGGUCCCUGAUGCUAAUCUGGGCUGCUGGGCCUGCCACUACCAGGUGGACACACCAUGUGAACAAUUACUUAUUUUCCUUCUCUCCAUUUUUGUUUUCCCCCAUUCUCCUCUCUGCUCAUCUGGCAAUUUGAUAUGUUUUUCUUCAGUUGCUGCCUCCAACCCAUCAUGUCUCAAACUGGAAAGGACAUUUGUAUAAUUUUCUAGCGGUUUCUAUGUUUUCCGGGUGCUUGGUUCUGUUCGAUGCCAUGCGGAUGCACGUCACAGACACACCCUGUUUGUAUGUUACUCUCUCGGCUGGAGCUCGGGGUACCUCUUUGUCCUCAGAGCCUAGUGGGUGUAGCGCAGAAGUCAGAAUUCCCUGUUCUACUGCAGGGAAAAGGGAAGCUAUUCCAAUAUUUUCAUAUACAAAAAUGUAAGUUCUGAUUACAUUAUGUCCUCUGAAAAGCAAACCUGUCUUCAAGGAUUAGAUGGGCAUGUUUGUUUUUUAUGGCAAUUAACUCAUCAUGAUUAGACUUGAUUUGUUUUUAGAAUUCACUGUACUGGAGACACUACUGUGUAUCUAUAACAUUUGUCUGCAGAAUUGAGCCCCAUAAAGAGACUAUUUUUCAUAAAGCACUUGAUAGGGAUUAAUAAUAUCGCACUUAAAUGGAAAGUAGAUACACAUGACCAAAAGUAUGUGGACACAUGCUUGUCGAACAUCUCAUUCCAAAAUCAAGGGCAUUAAUAUGGAGUUGGUCCCCUCUUUGCUGCUAUAACAGCCUCUACUCUUCUGGGAAGGCUUUCCACUAGAAGUUGGAAUAUUGCUGCAAGGAUAUGCGUCCAUUCAGUCACAAGAGCAUUUGUGAGGUCAGACACUGAUGUUGGGCGAUUAGACCUGGCUCGCAGUCAGCGUUCCAAUACAUCCCAAAGGUGUUCGAUGGGAUUGAGUUCAGGGCUCUGUGCAAGCCAGUCAAGUUUUUCCACACCGAUCUCGACAAACCAUUUCUGUUUGGACCUUGCUUUGUGCACGGGGGCAUUGUCAUGCUGAGACAGGAAAGGGCCUUCCCCAAACUGUUGCCACAAAGUUAGAAACACAGAAUUGUCUAGAAUGUCAUUGUAUGCUUUAUCAUUAAGAUUUCCCUUCACUGGAACUAAGGGGCCUAGCCCGAACCAUGAAAUACAGCCCCAGAUCAUUAUUCCUCUUCCACCUAACUUUACAGUUGGCACUAUGCAUUGGGGCAGGUAGCGUUCUCCUGCCAUCAACCAAACCCAGAUUUGUCUGUCAGGACUGCCAGAUGAUGAACCGUGAUUCAUCGCUCGUGUCCAAUGGCGUCGAGCUUUACACCACUCCAGCCAACGCUUAGCAUUGCAACGGAUGUGCCCGAAUCCACUCAUUUGAAGGGGUGUCCACAUGGUGUGUUUAUCUACUUCUUUCCAGUCACUUACAUCACCUAAGUUAUUUUGUUACGUUUUUGGAAAUUGAGGGAUUCCACUUUAAGAUGUGAAUAGGAUGCCAUAACUCAAUUCAUUUUUCACUAACUAAUUUCAGUCAUUUAGUAAACAGACUCCUGUGUCUCAUAGUUACGAUUUGUCAAUCAAAUUGAUUUUGAAUGUAAAAAAAGAGGAUAAAGACUACCGCAGUUCACAGCCAGUGGCAUACACUGUUGCGUUUGAUUACUAUCUCCUUGAAAAUAGGCAUUUAGAUUAUCUGGUAUAGAACUGUCAAUGGUCACUAUCAACCUUGUGUGUGUUAACUAUUGUGUUUGUGUGAGUGAAAUUAAAGCCAGCUUAACCAUGAUGGCACCAUG